AUGGCUGCUACACACCUCGACGCUGAGUUGCAGCACAGUGAGAGACGUCCUCUCUUAUCGAACAGAGCUGAUGGAAACAACAUGAGCCCCAUGCAAAAAGCAAUAGGCCAAACAUACCAGAGCACUGCCCACCUCGCCAAACUCCUUCCUUCUGGCACCGUUCUUUCUUUCCAGAUCCUGGCUCCCACCCUGGCAAAACAAGGCCACUGCAGUGACAUGAACCGGAUGAUGACAGGAGGGCUCGUGGUGCUCUGUGCAUUGUCCUGCUUUGUUCUCAGCUUCACAGAUAGCUUCAGGGAUGAGGAAGGGAAGGUACGAUAUGGGUUUGCCACAUUCAGGGGGUUGUGGGUCAUUGAUGGUGGGGCUCCUCUUGAGCCAUUUGCAGCAGCAGGAUUCAGGAUGCGGAUUCUAGACUUUGUACAUGCCAUUGUUUCAGCUAUGAUUUUUGUAGCAAUCGCACUGUUUGACCAAAAUGUGGUGUCUUGCUUCUAUCCAACACCAUCCGAGGAUACAAAGCAACUUCUCACAGCAUUGCCAGUUGUGAUUGGAGUCAUUGGAAGCAUGCUGUUUGUUAGCUUCCCUACCACUCAUCACAGCAUUGGCUCCACACUCUCUUCACAAUAA
Messenger RNA from Miscanthus lutarioriparius, 624 nucleotides. Lineage: Eukaryota; Viridiplantae; Streptophyta; Magnoliopsida; Poales; Poaceae. The record is from the annotation of a GenBank genome assembly.